Cuscuta campestris is the source of this 1873-nucleotide messenger RNA. The record is from the annotation of a GenBank genome assembly. Lineage: Eukaryota; Viridiplantae; Streptophyta; Magnoliopsida; Solanales; Convolvulaceae.
CCCAAAGUAUUUGUCCUCUUUCAUUUUUACACAUCAUCCAAUGCAUUUCUUUAAUCCAUUUUAUCUUGUAAUUUGUAUAUUAAAAAAUUAUAGAAAUUAUAUAUUAAUAAUCUAUAUGUUAAGACAAAUCAAACAAGAUCACACAUGACUAUAUUUAGACUUACACAUUGAGAGAAUUUGAUGAGUCAAAGUACUUAGAUGAACAAUUCCAAAAGUCAAAAGUGGACAAACAAAGCGGGACGGAGUUGAUUUCCGCCUUCUUCCUUAGCUUCCUUGCGCUAUGCACUCCCUCGCACCUCUUCUAUCUCCAUUUUCAAACAUCAUCUUGGAACAAAUUGUAGUUGCGCCGGAAUUUGCAAAUCAGAUCGGAGUCUGCGCUUCUCCGUCGAAAAUCACCACCACAUUCCUUCGCCCCCACAAAUCCAACGCAAAUCACCAUUGUCUAUGAAAUUGUAGGUGCUCCUCACAGAUUUAGAUCGAAGUAGUUGCUUCUCAAAGGUAAAUUGCCUUUUGCCAUGGUGUAGAUGAAUGGAUCUAGAAGGGUGAGUUUUGGAUCUUGAAGCGCAAAUAGCUAUCCCCAUCUUAAAAUCUGAGAUUGGCCAUGUCAUCAGCCGCGUGCGGCGUCGGAUUGAUGAUCUUUAUUUCAGUGGCGGCGGCGGCAGGGGCAGGGGCAGCAGAGGAGUUACUGUUAGCAUAUAACCCGACGGGAUACGCCGGCGGCGGUUGCAACCUGUUCUACGGGAAAUGGGCGGCGGAUGGAACCUAUCCUCUCUACAACAAUAAUGGCUGCCCAUUUAUCGACCCUCAAUUCGACUGCCUUAAAUAUGGACGCCCGGAUAAAUCCUUCCUCUAUUACGCGUGGAAACCCGCCGCCGCCGCCGCCGCCGGAUCUUGCAGCCUCCCCAGAUUCGAGGGAGGGGAUUUGUUGAAGAGAUGGAGGGGGAAGAGGAUAAUGUAUGUGGGCGACUCACUGAGUCUGAACAUGUGGCAGUCAAUGGCUUGCAUGCUUCAUUCCGCCGCCGUCGCCGCCGCCGCAAGGGCUUCCUUUUCCUAUGCCAGGAACGCCCCCAUUCCCUAUGUUACCUUCAAGGAUUAUGACCUAACAAUACAUUUCUAUCACUCAAAUUACUUGGUGGAUUUAGUAAAGGAAACUAAAGGUAUGGUAUUGAACUUGGACUCCAUCCAACAAGGGGGAGAUGUAUGGAAAUCAAUGGAUGUUCUCAUCUUCAACUCUUGGCACUGGUGGACUCACACCGGAACAUCUCAACCAUGGAAUUUUGUCCAAGAUGGGACAAAUUCAUACCAAGAUAUGGACCGUUUGGAAGCAUUCCACAAAGGAUUAACAACUUGGGGAAAAUGGGUUGAUCAGAAUGUUGAUCCUCAGAGGACCAAAGUCUAUUUCAUGGGAAUUUCCCCUUCACAUUAUAUGGGUAAGGAGUGGGGCUCACCAAGCAAGACCUGUAGAGGCGAGAAAUUGCCAGUAGAAGGAUCAAUGUAUCCAGCAGCAGGAGAAGCAAGUGGACCUGAAGAAGUGGUUAAGAAAGUCUUGAAUGGAAUCCGCAAACCGGUUUAUCUGCUUGACAUCACGCUGUUAUCAGAGUUGAGGAAAGACGCACACCCGUCGAAUUACAGCGGGAACCACCCGGGCUUGGAUUGCAGCCAUUGGUGCCUUCCUGGAGUCCCUGAUACCUGGAACCACCUCUUAUAUGCAUCUCUAUUACAAUGAUGAUGAAGAUGAUGUUUUUUUCAAGUCCCCUCCUUAACUUGUUGUUCUCCUUACCAUUGUAAAAUCAAAUAACAUUCCACUCAUUGAUCAUGCGGAUAAGCAUUGGUUGUAAAUUCAUUGAUUCUCAAGUAAACUCAUUCAUUUAUG